Molecule: messenger RNA, 5242 nt
Organism: Anguilla anguilla (European eel)
Lineage: Eukaryota; Metazoa; Chordata; Actinopteri; Anguilliformes; Anguillidae
Gene: fbln2
Product: fibulin 2
Exons: 18
Coding region: 335-4138 (1267 amino acids)
Cellular component (GO): extracellular region
Molecular function (GO): calcium ion binding
Source: RefSeq, a predicted model, not a curated record
AACGCGAUCAGUUGGGCAGCGAAAAGAAACUAUUGUCCCUCCCUCUCGAAGAAAAAAGGAAAAAAAAACUUGGAGGGAUCCCCCUCGAUACAGUGGACUGCUGAGUUAGGAACCUUGCACGGGUAAGUUAGAGUCAAAUAAGUAUAACUCCUUGUUUUUGGAUUUCUCAACUACAUGGCCCAGCAUAAAACAGUAGGUUUUGCAGAGUGGAGAGAAUAGACAGGAACUGCAGUCUAAUACCUGGAGGACCAUAACAGAUUGCCGGGAUCUCUGAACUCUUUCUGAUUUUGCAUUUUGCAUCUCAAAACCUUUUUCUAAGGGGUUUCAAAGCAAAAUGGCUUUUCACCUGCUUAUGAGUUCAAUGAUUUUCAUACUUUGUCUUGGUGGCUAUCAUUGCCAGAAGGACUGUACUGGUGUGGAUUGUCCAGUGUUGAACAACUGCAUCGAGGAGGUGUUGGAGACGGGGGCAUGCUGUGCCUCUUGCUUACAGACUGGGUGCACGUGCGAAGGUUACCAGUAUUAUGACUGCGUCAACGCGGGGUUCAGGAAUGGGAAGGUUCCAGAAGGCGAGUCCUACUUUGUGGAUUUUGGAAGCACGGAAUGUUCUUGCCCGCAAGGGGGUGGAAGGAUAGGCUGCCACUUCAUCCCAUGUCCUGAAAUUCCUGCUAACUGUAUUGACAUUUUGGAACCUGCUGAUGGAUGUUCGCAAUGUGAGCGAGUUGGGUGUGUCCAUAAUGAGCAGAAGUACGAGGCUGGUCACUCCUUCCACCUGGACCCCUGUCAGGUCUGCCACUGUCCAAAUGAUGGCGGAAGUCUGAUGUGCUAUGAGGUCCCUGACUGUGAUCCACAUGACAUUCAGAAACCUAUGUUGGCAGCUACCACUGAGGAGAACAGUCCAGACAGGCAGUACAAUGACCCGUACAUCUUUGACCAGGAUGGCUCUAUGGACCGCCUUUCCAAACCAUACACUCUGUCCCACAGUGACACCAUGCCACUUUUCAAACAGGACCAGCCUCACAUUGAUGAAGAAGAGGAUUAUGACUAUCCACCCACAGGCCCUGUCAGAGAUUCUCUUCCUGAACAGAGAUUCCCAACAGAGCCCUCUGUGAUUUUGUUCCCCCAUCUUGAAACCACCGUUCCACAGGACAUCAACCAAGCCGAAAAGCAAGAACUCAGAGAACGAAUCGGGACUCACGAAGAAGAGACAGACACAGAAGAGGUGACCACAGACACUCCGCAGACAGUGGAUGAGACAACCCCAACUCUCCAGAAUGAGGUGACCACAGAAGUGUUAGAAAGAGCUCCAGAGAGCCAGAUCCAUCAGCAGGGAGUAGGUGCCUUCAAAGAAGGAAAAAAGUGGGAGGAAGAUCAAGCUGUCACGUCAAACACUGUCACCAACACUACCUCUCCUGGAAAAGACCUGUCAGUCACGACUGACAGCAAAGAUGAAGAAGCAGAUAGCGUUCCUGGGAAAGAGAACGGCAACGACUUGGGAAAACAGGAGAGGCAGUCUGGAACACGCAGCCAGCUGCACAGGAAACCCCACGAACGCCACACGUUCCCCAUGGUGAAGUUCAGCCCCACUAGCCAGCCGCUAGUGAAGAUGAAAGCUGAGGAUGGACAACCUCAAAAGAGACAGUCACAGACCCUGUUCAACUACCAAACCGAGGAGGAAGAGGAGGAGGAGGAGGAGGAGGAAAGCAAUGUUCUUGAAUCCUUUCCAGAACAUCAUGAGGUUUCUGCUAAGGAUCUGGUAGAAAACUGUUGUUACGCGGGCCAGAAGUGGGCCGAAAGAAAUGGCCACUGCGACAACAUGCCUGUUGCUAAAGAAGACCGACACUCCAUAUGUAGGACCGCACAGACGCAGUGCUGCUUAGGGUACCUAAAGGAAAGCAAGUGCCUGGCAGGCAUGGACGUAGCCAAAGGGGGAAACGUGUGUGAGGCGGGAGACGGCGAUGCCUGCGGAACAGACUCCUUCAAGGAGUGCUGCGACUGCUGCUCCUUGGGCAUUCGGUUCCGUGCAGAGGACCAGAGCUGCGAGCCGCACCAGUAUCUGGGCUAUCCCUGCAGCCACAUCUUCAUGACUUGCUGCCUGGGGGAUGAGGGUUCCAGCCAACCCACCAUCAGGAAGAAGGAGAGGCCCAGCCCCACGCCCCUUCCAAAAAAAGUUUUAGACAGUAAGUUCCCGAACGAGGCCUUCUCCAUCAACGACCAGGAUGAGGCAGAGAACUCUGUGGAGGAGCCAGAGGAUGUGGACGAGUGUGAGGUGUAUGCGGGCCAGCUCUGUCACCACAAGUGCAUCAACACCUGGGGCUCCUACGUGUGCGGCUGCUUCCCGGGGUACAGGCUGCUGCAGGACGGACACAUCUGCGUGCCGGAAACCAAGUUGGAGGACAACCAAGUCCUGGAGGAGAAACCCCUGACAGAGGCACCCCAGACCCCUGCCCCCGCUGCUCCAACCACACCCACCCCUGUCCAGCUGGACCCCUGUGAAGCUAAUGGGCCCUGUAUGCAGCGGUGCACUGCAGUGGAAGGGAAGGCCCGCUGCUCCUGCUUCCAGGGCUACUCUCUGCUGGCUGACGGCCUCUCGUGUGAAGAUGUGAAUGAGUGCCGAAGUGGCGUUCACAAUUGCUCCCGCGGGGAUUUUUGUGUGAACAAAGACGGAUCUUUCCAGUGUCUCCGCCUCAAUGAUCUGUGCGACGAGGGUUUCGUACACAACGUGAAUAGAGAAUGCGUGGAUGUGAACGAGUGUGUCACCAACACGCACAGCUGCCAGGCCAACGAGACGUGCCUGAACACCGCCGGGUCUUUCAAAUGCGAGAGGCAGAUCACCUGCCCCAACGGGUACCAGCUGAGAUUCGGUGUCUGUGAAGACGUGGACGAGUGCCUGCUGAGGACCCACAACUGCGGUGUGGGCUUGGAGUGCCAGAACACGGGCGGCUCCUUCACCUGCAACCCCCGGCAGAAGUGCUUCACCGGGUUCGCUCAGGACGUCCACGGGAACUGUGUCGACAUCAACGAGUGCAGCAGCCUGGAGGAGCCCUGCAGUACCGGGUUCAACUGCAUCAACACGGUGGGAUCCUACACCUGCCAGCGCAAGAUCAUCAUGUGCAGCCACGGCUAUCACUCCAGCCCUGACGGAGCCCGCUGCAUCGAUGUGGACGAGUGUCAGACAGGUGUUCACCGCUGUGGCGAGGGGCAGAUUUGUCACAACCUGCCUGGCACCUACCGAUGCGACUGUCAGACGGGGUACCAGUACGACAUGAUCCGGAGGACGUGCGUGGAUGUGAACGAGUGCUGGCGCUACCCGGGCCGGCUGUGUGGCCAGACGUGCCAGAACACCCCGGGCUCCUACCGCUGCUCCUGCACCGUCGGCUUCAAGCUGGCCUACGACGGAAAGAACUGUGAAGAUGUGGACGAGUGCAGCAACAGCCCCUGCAGUCAGGAAUGCGCCAAUAUAUACGGCUCGUACCAGUGCUACUGCAGACAGGGAUUCUACUUGAAGGAAGAUGGACAUACCUGUGAAGAUAUUGACGAGUGCUCCCAGAGCAUCGGAAAUCUCUGCGCCUUCCAGUGCGUCAACGUCCCGGGGAGCUACCAAUGCGCCUGCCCGCCCGAAGGCUACUCCAUGUCCCCCAACGGACGCACCUGCAGAGACAUAGACGAGUGCGCCAUCGGGGCGUACAACUGCUCCACCGCCGAGACGUGCUACAACAUCCAGGGAAGCUACCGGUGCCUGUCCUUCGCCUGUCCACCCAACUACAGGAGAGUGUCCGAUACACGCUGUGAGCGCAUCAGUUGCCCCAACUUCCUGGACUGUCAGAACUCUCCCCUGAGAAUCACCUACUACCAGCUGAGCUUUCAGACCAACAUCAUCAUCCCCGCCCAGAUCUUCCGCAUCGGACCCUCACCGGCGUACUCUGGAGACAACAUCAUCAUCAGCAUCAGCCGCGGCAACGAGGAGAACUACUUCAGCACCCGCAAGCUCAACACCUUCACGGGCGCGGUGUACCUGCAGCGCCAGGUCCGCGAGCCUAAAGACUUCCUCAUAGACGUGGAGAUGAAGCUCCUCCGGCAAGGCACCUUCACCACCUUCCUGGCCCGAAUCUACGUCUUCAUCACGGCCCACUCCCUCUAACCAGCUUGCCUAUGCAAUGCACAGAUUUCACAUGGUGCUAAACUCUGAGCUCUUCAGUUAUAGGCUACACUGCAGUCUUUACUGGAGGCCUCUGUGUUCUGUAUGCUUCAUAUAUCUAUAUGGAAUGUUGCCAAAGACCUUAGUGUUACAUUUCGCUCAUAAUACACCUGGUGCCUGGAAUGCUCUGAUGGUGAGGAGAGUAAAAAUAUUAGGGGUGCUGUUGUCUUUAGUCUGGUAAGGCUUCGCACCAGACCUUAUAUUAUUUACCUACUUGAUAUGUUUCCUCUUGAAUCUCUGCAGCCUUUGUAUCACUCUACUAAUGUGUUGCUAUUGGACAAAUAGUUGUACUCUUAUAAUCUGAGACAUUAUUCCGUAAAAUGGAUGUAUUAUAUUUUUAAAAGCUGGGGUCCAAAGAGUUUCUUUUAAACUUAUUUUUGUUCAGAUAUACCAAUUUUGAAACAUUUGAGUUUCAUGUGGUGAGCCCAUGUGACAUAAAAAAACCAGCACUGAGGACUUUCAUGUUUUUUUUCUAUUUCUUUUUUAAUUUUUGUUUGGACUGGGACAGAUGUUGGUGUGUUACUGUGUUAAAAAUCAUCUCAGGGUAAAAAAUUUACAAACAAAAAAAAAAACAGCCUUAGAUACCAUCCAGUUUGCAAGUAAUCAUUUUCCAUUAAACAUUUUCUGUAUGACAAGCUGGUUUCCUGUUAUUCUCUUAGGGCCAAAAACAAUGCCAUUCCCAGAAUGAAAUAUUUCCACCUUGGGAUUGACGCAUGCUAUCACUCAUUUUUAGUGCCAUAUGAUUGAGAACAGGUGUAAUGAUGCAGGGCAGAGUUGUGCUUUAUCAAAUCUAAUAGGACAUCUUCCUGUACCUUAAAAAUAAAUGUAUAUUUAAUUUCCCUCUAUAGCUGAAACACAGCAGUGUGUUAAUUGGAUUUUUGCUUUCAGAGAACCAAGUGGUCUUUUGAGAAUAGUGCAAAUAAUCAAAACUGGCAUUUUAAAAACAUCCCUUGUGAGCAUCAGCAUCAUAUUUACAUUCUGAAUUCACUGUAUGGCUCAACAAUAAAACCACACAUUUGACCAUUGCACGAUAUGUGCUGAUAACCA